Vespula vulgaris is the source of this 13369-nucleotide messenger RNA. It is a transcript of the gene Ppa, whose product is annotated as F-box/LRR-repeat protein 14. Lineage: Eukaryota; Metazoa; Arthropoda; Insecta; Hymenoptera; Vespidae. Gene Ontology annotation, molecular function: protein binding. Bases 161 to 1609 code for a protein of 482 amino acids. The transcript has a single exon. The record is from RefSeq and is a predicted model, not a curated record. Gene Ontology annotation, biological process: SCF-dependent proteasomal ubiquitin-dependent protein catabolic process. Gene Ontology annotation, cellular component: SCF ubiquitin ligase complex.
GGGCUGCGGUGGGGGAGGUGAGCUGGCCGUGUCGGCGGCAGUGGCUACGGGGGUGGCGGGGGAGGCAGAAGCCGAGGAAGAGGAGGAGGAGGAGGAAAAGGAGGAGGAGGUGGAGCGAAAGAAAGUUCGCUCGGAGGAAGCGCGUAGCGCGAUCGGCAAGAUGGAGGAAAGUCAGCUGUUGAUGACGGAACUUCCGGCAUUAACGCCGAGCCGCGGCACGACGCUGUUGCAUCGGCCCGGUCACUUUUACCAUUUGCAUCAGCCGCACUUGGCGAUACCCAGUGCACAGAGCCAAACGAGCCAGGCGAUACUUCAUAACUCGUCGAGCGCCCCGCAUUACAAUAGCGGGGCGACCAGUUUGCCGGCCUACGUCCAAGGCAUCUCCUCGAGACAGCUGCCGCACGUACCGCGUAACGUCGCCUCGGCCAGCACCCAUAUAUCCUCCCUCUAUCCGGAGAUAUUGGCGUUGAUCUUCAGUUACUUGGAUGUUAGGGACAAGGGUAGGGCGGCACAGGUGUGCACCGCGUGGAGAGACGCCGCUUAUUACCGAUCGGUCUGGCGAGGGGUCGAGGCUAGGCUACACCUGAGGAAGCAGGCACCGGCGUUGUUCGCCAGCCUGGUCAGAAGAGGAGUCAAAAAGGUACAAGUGUUGUCCCUGAGGAGAGGCCUCAGCGACGUGUUGAAGGGCGUACCUAAUCUCGAGGCGCUGAACCUAUCCGGUUGCUACAACAUCACCGAUUCCGGCUUGACCAACGCCUUCUGCCAGGAGUAUCCGGCAUUGACCGAGCUCAAUCUUUCCCUCUGCAAGCAGGUGACCGACGCCUCCCUCGGCAGGAUAGCCCAAUACCUUAAGAAUCUCGAGCACUUGGAGUUGGGCGGUUGUUGCAACAUCACCAAUACCGGCCUGCUCCUUAUCGCGUGGGGUCUUAAGAGACUGAGAAGGCUCGAUCUGCGAAGCUGCUGGCACGUUUCCGACCAAGGUAUCGCCCAUUUGGCCGGACUCAACAGGGAAACGGCCGACGGGAACCUAGCGCUGGAACACCUGAGUCUCCAGGAUUGUCAGAGGCUCAGCGACGAGGCGCUCAGGCACGUAUCGAUCGGCUUGACCACUCUCAAGUCGAUAAAUCUUUCGUUCUGCGUGUGCAUCACCGAUUCCGGAGUGAAGCAUCUAGCGAGGAUGUCCAGCCUGCGCGAGCUCAACCUUAGAUCCUGCGACAACAUAUCCGACAUCGGUAUGGCCUACCUCGCCGAAGGUGGAAGCAGGAUAUCGUCCUUGGACGUGUCGUUCUGCGACAAGAUCGGCGACCAAGCCCUCGUACACGUUUCCCAGGGUCUCUUCAAUCUAAAAUCCCUAUCGUUAUCCGCUUGUCAGAUUAGCGACGAGGGUAUAUGCAAGAUCGCGAAGACUCUGCACGACCUAGAGACUUUGAAUAUCGGUCAGUGUAGUAGGUUGACGGACAAGGGACUUCAUACCAUCGCCGAGAGCAUGAAGCACCUCAAGUGCAUCGAUCUCUACGGAUGCACGAGGAUAACGACCAAUGGCCUGGAGAGGAUUAUGAAACUACCGCAGCUGAGUACCUUGAAUCUUGGUCUCUGGCACGUGCGGUGAUGGCUUUCUAUUGACACAUUGCCGCCCAGUAAAUUACCAAUACGCGAUUUACCGGCCGAACCUUGCCGACUAGGCGACGAGGAGGACGACGACGAAACGUAGCGUUCGUCCUUUACACUUUAUAUUCGUAACACCAUGCGUUCUUGACGCGAACGUUAUGAUCGAUGAUCGAUCGUUCCUCUUCGAUUCGACGAUCCUUUCGAAUCUUAGAGGCUCGGCUACUUCGAAACCAACUACUCGCGCUCUCUUGCUUUUCUCUUACCUAUUUAUCCAUCCAUUUUCCAUCUAUCUCUCUCUCUCUCUCUCUCUCUCUCUCUACCGGACGGCAAUGUGUUAUAAGAACGUUCGAGAUCCGUGGAACUCGCGGUGCUUGGCCUGGUUCUUUACCUAUAUAAAUCUUACCGAGGACGGAAAAGUCGUCAUCUACGGCAACGACCAUCAUCCCCGAUUUGCCGGAUCUCGAACGCGUUAGGCGAGUCGUCUCUCCCCCCCUCUCUCCUUCGUCUUAUAAUAAUAACACCUUUACCGUUUACUGCGACUUCCUUUAAACACGACCUAGACUCUCUUCCUAUGGAAAUAACAGACAAAUUUCUCGGGUUGCGCGGGUUCCGAAACGAAACCAACGAACGAAUGAACGACUCGGAAGAGAUCGGUUCUCUGAUCUUUUCUACCUGCUUGUAGAUCUUUUCUUUAUAUUAUUUUUUUUUUUUCUUUACUUUACUUUCCUUUUCCUUUCUUUCCUUUUCUUUUCUUUUCUUUUUCCUCUUCUUUGUUCGUUUCCUUUCCUCUCUCAUUCUUUUUUCUUUUCUUUUUUUUUCUUGCUUCCGCCGAUCCUCCUUGCCAAACUUCGAUAAGCCCCCUUGAAGAAGAAGAAGAAGAAGAAGAAGAAGAAGAAACCUAUUAUCGAUCGAUCGCCAUCACCGUACGUCGUACGAAUAUAUACGUAACUAGAUUUUAAUCUUUUUCUUUUUUCUUCUUUUUUUUUAUCUUCUCUUCUCUCUUUUUUUUUUACCCCUCUUAUACGUGUAUAUAUAUGGAUAUAUAUAUAUUUUUUUUCUAUGUAUUGUUUUUUACGUACACUUUUUCUUUUUUCUCUUUUCUCUUACAUUCUUUCAUUUUUAUUUUUCUUUUUUUUUUUGUUUUUUCGCUUCCUCCGUUUUGUUUCUUUUUUGUUUAUUUUUCUUUUUUUGUGUGUUUCUUCUUUUUUGUUUUUUUUUAUACCAUUGAUUCGGCAAUAAUUUUCAUUCGUCGAUACCGCCAAUAAAUUCGACCUCUCGGUCUUUUUCGGCCGAUUGGUGGAGGUUUGUUGCCUGGUAGAGAGAGAAAGAGAGACAGAGAGAGAGAGAGAGAGGAACAAAAAUCCGAGCACGUUAGGUUUUGCGUACUUUUAUAUAUAUAUAUAUAUGUGUGUGUGUGUAUGUGAGUAUGUAUAUAUUUUUUUUAUUUGUUACCUUUUUUUUCUCCUAUUUUUUCCCUCUUUCGUAACUCGAUCGUUAAAAAAAAAAAAACACACACACACACGCACGUCGAUGCAAAACAAAAAAAAAGGCGCUACGCAACGCGGUAAUGGUAAUCUGUCUUAUAAAAUUGCGGAGCUUUUUUCCUUCCUUUUUUUUUUCUUUUUUAUUUGUUGUUCCGUUGUCGUUGGUUUCUUCUUUUUUUUUCCUAUUUUUUUUUUCUCUCUUUUCUUUUUAUUCUGCCCUCGAACGAUUGACGAACGAGUCGCGAAACGCAGUCGAGUGAAAAAAAGUACGCAGGAAUUCGGUAAAAUAUUGAAUACCUCGAGAGUACACACUCGCGCACAUAUGCAUAUAUAUAUAUAUAUAAAAAUUGCAUUAUGCUCUUCUUCGUUUUUUAAAUAUCUAGAUUCGAAGUUUGUGGUCAUUGAUUAGUAAGCAGUACCUUAAUUAAAAGUCUAAUAUAACCUUCGUUGCGUCAGAACAGUUGCGAAAGAAAAUGAAUAACGACAGUCGGAUCAUAUAACGUCGUCUCGUUUUAUCUAUUAAAAAGAAAAAGGAAAGAAAAAAAUAUGGACGACCAAAAGAAGAAAUAGAAACACAAACUUUUCUAAAAGGCGAAUAUAGUUUUUAUAAUUCUACUUGCGAACUCGUUCGACACGCGCGUAGAGUUUGAAUCAUCGAUUAAAACGAACUUACUCUUUGAUAAUUUUUCUUUCGUCUGCUCCUUUUUUCUUUCUCUCUUUCCUUUCCGUUCGUUUACUUUUUUUUUUCUUUUUUGUCACAACACAAAUUAACAAUAAAUCACGCGUUUCGUUGGCGUUAUUAAAAGAAAGAAAGAAAGAAAAAGAAAUGAGAAGAAAAGGAAAGAAAAUAAGGGGCGAGUUCAUCCGACGAAAAAAUUUUUCCCUCUCGCUUAUCAAUUAAAUCCUUUCGAUCGGAGGAGGAGAGAGUGGGAGGGGAGGGGUGGGUCGAUGGGUAGAGAAAGAAGGAGGGAGAGGGACGAUGGCAAGAAUCAACUUGAUUCAUAUUAUAUUUAUCGGGUGAGAUUUAUUUUCAAUCGAUCGUUCUAAAAAAAGAAAAAAGAAAGAACAAAACAAAAAAAAAAGAGAAUUGAACAGUUUCCUAACUGGUAGAUUUAACCGUGAUGAAGGAGGACGAAGCGAUCGGAAAAAUUUGACAAAUUUUUCGUAGAAUAUAUAUAUAUAUAUACAUACAUAUAUCUACCUGCGUGUUUCCUCCGUAAUAUACCUGCGGUGUAAUACCUGAACGCGCGUGUAUAGGUACAUACGUGCGUGCGUGCGUAUAAGUAGUAAGUGUAAGUUCUCCACGAAAAGCAGGUUCUCUUCUCCCUCUUUUAGAGAAGUCCGGUGAUUAUAUUUCGCAUAGUGCACCAUCUCGAAAGGAGAUAAAGCAUAUGUCAGGUGGACAUUCCCCUGUUUUUAUGCGGACGUACGCUCGAUCGCGUAGCAACUCGUUAUUACGGCCGGCUGGUUGGCUGGGUAGCUGGCUGGUUGGUUGGUUGGUUGGUUGGUUGGUUGGUUGGUUGGUUGGUUGGAUGGAUGGAUGGAUAGCAGGCUGGUGGCUAGCUGGCAGGUUGGUUGGUUGGUUGGUUGGUUGGUUGGUUGGUUAGUUGGUUAGCUGGCUGGUUGGUUGGUACCCUGUGCAGUUCUGCAGAGUAGUAGUUCGGCGAACGGUGGGAGGAAUUUUGGAAGUGUCUGUACCAGAAUGUAUAGGCGGGGUAUUCAGGAGGAGGCCAGGAGCAGUGGGAUCGAAGGGCCAAAGCACAAACCUCUUCUCUCCUUUCCUCUCCUCUCCUCUCUUCUCUUCUCUUCUCUUCUCUUCUCUACCAGGCCUAACCAGCUCGAAAACCUGAAUUUCAACCGUCUACCUAGACCCGCUGACCUCCGAAUACGCCGAAACCCGAGAGAAAGAAAAUAGUCCCAACCAAACUCACUCAGAAUCUCUCUCUCUUUCUCUCUUUUGCUUUUUCUCUCUCAACCUCUCGACUUUGCCGUCGAAAAAAUAUUCACGUUAUAAAUUCCUCUUCUUCCUUUACUUCUUCUUCUUCUUCUACACACACACACACACACAUAUAUAUACACUUUUUACUUUUCUUCUCUUUUUCGUUCUUAGCUUUAAUUAUUCGUUCGUUUUCAUUUAAAUCGUAUCAAUACGUCGACGACGUUUCAUUAUUAUUCAUAAAAUAAUGUUCGAGUUCGAAUGUGAUAAUUCUUCUUCUUCCUUUUCCUUUUCUUCUUAUUCUUCAGCCUUUACUUAUUUAAACCUUCCUCGAUAUUCUUUAAAAUAUAUUUUAACUUCUAAUCGAUCAGUCAUCCCCUUACCUCCCACUCACCGCCUUACGUGUUCUCCAUCCCUCUCGUGCCUUUCCUCCUCUCCUUUUAACGUACUUUUAACUUCGUCAAGACAAUGAACGCAACUAAAAGACCUACUAUAUAGAAAGGUUUAAAGAAUUUGUUGAAAAAAAAUUUUCUUCGUACUUUCCUCCAACCACCUGGACAUAGUAGUAAAAUGGCAAUACGACCGGCUGUAUUUAGUGGUAAAUAGUGUUAGUAAGAUACAAGGUGGAAAACCAGUUCUCUCUCUAUCUCUCUUUCUUUCUCUCUCUCUCUCUCUCUCUUUCUCUCUUUCUCUCUUUCUCUCUAACUCGAAUCUCGAGCUCGUACUUUACACAGGACCGUACGUCGUGUAUAGACCGGGUAAUGAGUUUCAUUAACGAUUUCCAAAGGAAACGAUGGAAUUAUCAAAUUACUCGGAGUGUUUAGUUCUCUUUCGAAGGGAUACGAGGGUGGGUUGUAGAACGUAGGAAUAUGUAUACACGCACACACACAUAUAUAAAUAUAUAUAUGUAGAUACAUACGUGUAUAGAGAAAGAAUUGGACACACGCAUGCAUACAUGCAGGUGAAGGAAGAGAAGAAGAGGAGAAAGAGGAAGAGGAGGAGGAGGAGGAUCCUCUGGCGAGUACGAUCGACGAAGGCCGAACGAAGCCGAGGCAACCCCAAGCAUGUUGUGCUAAGGGAAUAUCGCGUAAGAGAAAAGGAGUAAAAGAGGAAAGGGAACCAAAGCAUAUAUAUAUAUAUAUAUAUACAUAUAUAUACAUAUGUAUGUAUAUGUACGAAUAUGUACGUAGGUACAGAGAAAGGGUGUAUCUAUCUAUGUAUAUAUAUGUAUAUAUAUAUGUGUAUAUAUAUAUAUAUGCGUGUGCGAAUAAGAGAGAGAGAAAGGAAAGGAAAGGAAAGGAAAGGGGCCUUUCACACGGGUCUCUUCUCCCGCUACCCUAGGUUAGGUGCUAUUGUAAUCGAUUGGAGAUGCGGGACUUCCCUCGGCCUUCCCUCUCCCUUCUUCGACCCUUGACGGCUAUACGGAGACCCGUUACUCAUUGUCUGGCAACCCCCGUAGCUAACGUUGCUCGGCUACGAAGGCAUGUGCAUUGACGCAUCGUUGCGUGCACAUAUCGCAGUAGUAGACGUCGUAUAUGUGUUGCUCUGAUAGGAAUAAUACACGUUUUUAUACCUUAAGAUUCUUACCUUCGAUAUUCGUCAUCGACAAUAGUGGGGGAGACCUUUUUCGUUGUUCGUUCGUUCGUUCGUUCGUUUCUUUCUUUUUUUUUUUUUCUUUCUUGAGUUCUUCUUCGUUUGCUAUAAAGGCUUCGAGCCUUACCUUUCAUCGAAAUUAUUGAUCUUUGAAAUCGAUUAUCAAUGGGGACAGGUUUGUUCGAUAUCUACGAGUAACACGAUUUUUUUUUAUAAUUUUAUUUUGAAUCGGUAUUAUUAAUGCGGUUUUUAUUCGAGCUAAUUCUUUUUUUUUUUUUUCUUAUUCCGUUUAAUUCGGAUUUAUUGCGAUAUCUUUUUAUACGAGGGAACGACGACUUAUUUUUUCGAAUUUGAUACUUUGUGGUUUCUUUCUAUUUUUUUUUUUUCUCCAAUAACGAUCCUUACUUCCCUUAAGAAAGACUAGAAAAGCUCUUGCCUUCCCAUAAAUUUCGUUUCUUCCAAUGUUUUUAGCUCGGUUUUGAGAAAUAUUCCUUACUACGUAUGUAGGCGUCGCCACGAUCUUUUUUUUUUUUUUUCUAUGCUUUCUUUUCUUGCGUCCGACUAUUCACCAUCGAAGAAGAGCAUAACUUAACGAAAUGCCGACGUAAAAAAUACUUGAGUUGUCUUCACGAUGAUUAAUCUUUUGCAAUCGUGAAGAAAGCGACACGUACACAAACGCAUUUAAAAAGAUAUUGAUAGAACGUACGAAUUUAUUUGUGCUGUCUCGUUUACGAGAAAAAAAGAAAGAAAAAAAAGGAAGUGUAUGUAUACACACACACACACACAUACAUACUUAUAUGGAGGAGUGCAUAAGAGAUCGCAAAUUCACGGCGAGAAAGCGCAUUUUUUUGUGAUUCGAAGGUGCUAUUUUGUUCUACACAUACAUACUCGUUUCUAGUAAUGAAAUUACUAGUUCUUUUUCUCUCCUUUUCCGAUCUCUCUCUUUCUCUCUUUCUUUUGCCGCGUUACGUUUCACUAUAUUAUGAUACAAUAUAUUUUGUCUCACAUUUAUAUAUUUCUUUUUUUUUCUUUUUCUUGAAUUAUAUACGCUUAUACAUUGUUUAUCAAAGCGUAUUUUGGGAUUUACCAGAGAAGGUUUUUUUUUUCUUUUAUAUAUGUGUGUAUAUAUAUAUAUAUAUACACGUACGUAUUCUUUUUCCUUUUUAUACAAAUUUAAUAUAUUCGCUGUUUCUUUUUUUUGUCUGUUUUUUAUUCGUCACGUGUCUCCAGUCGACAAACUUCGUAACGAUCGUAAAAAGAGGAAGAGAAAGAGAGAAAGAGACAGAGGAGGGGGUAAAAUGCACAUGUGGUAGUAAAAAUUUUGCAAUAAAUAAAUUAAGUUAACGCGGUUGAACGAUUAUUCCAAAGGACAAGCGUGCGAUUAUUUUCUUUUAUUUUUAUUAUUAUUAUUUUUAUUAUUAUUAUUAGUAUUAUUAUUAUUGUUAUUAUUAUUAUAUUGUUUAUAAUGUUACAAUUUUUUUUAUGUUAAAAUGAAUUUGCAAAUUUCGAAGAAAUUCUCCUUUUAUUAGGAGGAAUGUAUGAUACGUUUGCAUUAUUAUUAAAUUGUAUCUAUAAUUGUAAAAUGAAGAUAAAUAGUGUCAUGUGCUAUUGUUACGAUAUAACAUAUAUAUAUUAUACAUAUUUAUAAUAUAUUAUAUAUAUAUGUAUAUGUAUAUAUAUCACAAUUUAACAUAACAUCUAAUUUAAAGUUAUAGAUACAAUUUUGUAAUAAAAAUAUAUAUAUAUAUAUUAUUAUUAUCUACGUUAGAUCUUUCUUAGAGACGUUUUUGUUCUUUUGUACGAUGGAAAAGGAAAAAAUGAAAGAAGAAAAUUAUAUGUACGUCUCAUCGCAGAUGUCGUAGAAACAAAAUACGAAAAGAAAAGGAAAAGCCGAGAACAAAUUAUAAUAAUAAUAUUAAUAAUAAUUAUAAUUAUAUAAAUUAAACUAAUAUAAUAAUAAUAAUAAUAAUAAUAAUAAUAAUAAUAAUAAUAAUACAAAAUAAUAGUAAUAAUAAUAAUAAUAGGAAUAAUAAUAAUAAUAUUAAUAAUAAUAAUAAUAACGACGAUACUCGUGCAACGAAACAAAUAUUUAAUUAGAAAAUUCGCCCGGUUUUCAUUCACUUCUUCCGUUUUCUCUUUUUCUUUUUCGGUUUAUUUAUUUUUUUUUUCUUUCUUUUCAUAUUUCAUUAAUUUUAAUUUCCAAUUUUUUAUUUUUCCUUUUCCUUUCUUUUUUUCGACGAUACUUUGACAGUCGAAUUCCGACGGACUAGACGCGUUAUUAAUUUCACGAUGCAACAUAUUUACGUGUGCGUACAUACACAUAUACUUCGACUUCUCGAUUUAUAAUUUUCUUUUUUGUUCUCUUAUUUUAUUUUAUUUUAUUUUAUUUUGUUUUAUAUUUUUUUUUUGUUUUCCUACGGUACUUUUCUUUUUUGUUUAUUAUUUCUUUUUUAUUUUUUAUUUCUCUUUUUGUUUUCUUUUGAUAUAUAUAUAUAUAUAUAUCAAAAAAAGAAAAAAAAAGAAAAGAACGGCGGCACAGUACUGAGAGGCUAUACCACAAUCUUAUCCUUUCUACGCUCAUAAUCCAAUAAGUCUUUUUGUUUAUUAAUAGAUAGUUCAAUUAGCAGGAUUUGCGAGAGAUACCAAAUGUUAGUUUUUAAGCAGUUUUCUAAGAGAUUACGUGUCAUAACGAUAAUAGGCCGAUCUAGAUGAACUUCAAUUAUACAUACGCAGCAGCACACCCCCUUCGCCCCGUGAAACACACCGUUUCUAUAUAUUUUUUAUUGCAAAUAUAAAUAUACAUAUGUACGUACAUACACUUUUACACAUUCAUCUACACACACAUACACAGAGAAUACGUACUUUUUUUUUGCAGAAGAAAACGAUGAAUGAUCGAACGAGUUUGGAACUUAAGAGUAACUGUUGAGUUUUAUAGUUGAAACUUGAAUACUUAUUAAUAUGUCCAAAAGUAAAUUCAAUAUUUUAACAGAUUUUUUUUUUUUUUUUUAUUAAAUAAAUAUAUAUAUAUAUUCCUGUAAGAAUUUUUUUAUAUUAACGAAACGAUUUAGUUUGGAGUUGUAUAAAAAAAAAGAAGAGAAGGAUAAAAUUACGACGAAUAGAAGAAGUAACAUCUCGCAUUUCUUUCCACGAAACAAAAUCAAUCGCGCUUCUUCUUGAAGUUAAAAGAGAAAAGGACUCGUCUUUUUUUAUUAUCUUUUUUCUUUCUUUUUCUUUUCUUUUUUAGUUAUUAUUGUUGCUAUUGUUGUUGUUCAGUCGCCUUAAUAAAACUAAUAAUAAUAAUAAUAACACUAAUAAUAAUAAUAAUAGUAAUAAUAAUAAUAAUAAUAAUAGUAAUAAUAGUAAUAAUAAUAAUAGUAAUAAUAAUUACCAAGAACUGUGAUUUUCACACGUUAAAAAAGACGCGGAUAGUGAAGUGUACGCGGUGGGACGACUUGUUCUUUGCGUUUUGUAUUAAAAAAACAAAAAAAAAACAAAAACGAAAAAAAAAACAAAAAAAAUAAUAGUAAUAAAUAAUAAUAAUAAUAAUAACAACAAAUAAAUAAAUAAUAAUAAUAAUAACUAAUAAUAAUAAUAAUAAACAAUAAUAAUAAAAAGAAAGGCGUAGUUCAUAAAAGUUUGUAUAUAAGUAUAUACAUAUAUGUAUUGUACAUAUAUAUAUAUAAUAUAUAUAUAUAUAUGUGUAUUACUAUUAUUUGUACAUUUAAAAAAAGAAAGCUAUAAGAGAGAUUUCUUUCCCGUUUGGGUACAUUUAGGUAAAUGGAGAUAUUCGUUUGAUCGCAUUCGCCACUCGUCCUCGGAUUUCGAUCAUUGAGAUAGCGACCAAUAGAUAAUAGAACAGCUGCGAACAUACGGAAACGCGAUAGGAUAUGAGAACGUUACCUUUGCGUUAGGCCAACGCCAAAGCCAUACUGGACUUUAUCUCUCUCUCUCUCUCUCUCUCUCUCUCUCUCUUUGUCUAUCUCUGUCUCUAUUUCUAUCUCUAUCUUUAUCUUUCUCUGUUAACGUGAUCCUUUCUCACUGGUUUCGUCUCCGAAGACGAUUGCCUCGUUUUAGUGAUUUGAAAUACGCGGGUUGAUAUCAAAGCUCUCUCUCUUUCUCUCUCUCUCUUUUUCUUGUUCCGUCGAUCUCUUUAUCUUUCACGAGUAUCACGAGUAUCACGAGAAUAAAUCAUAUUAUGCGCAAUUCUACGGGAGAAGGAACACUAUUAAAAAAACAUCUCUCGCUUAAUUAGUUAACUUCGAGCCGCAUGUGCCUUUCCAGAAAAAAAUAAUUUUUAAGAAUAAAAAUUGUAUCCUUGUCUCUCUAUCUAUUACGUAUCGUCUAUCUAUCAUCCGUUACGUCUAUUAGCCGUAUAUGACGGUGAUCAAUGAAAUUGAUCCAAAUCAUUUGUGAUGUAUUAAAAGAGACAUGCACGAAUGUCUACGUAUAUUUUAUCGCGCAUUCGGUAAUCCCUUGUUUAUAAACGUUUAAAUUACAUGAAAGAAUUAAAUUUUCUUUCUUUCUUUCUCUUUUUCUUCCUCUUCUCUUCUCUUCUCUUCUUUUUCUCUCUACGAUAGGAUUAUGUACAUUUCAUUUCUUUUUUUUUUAUCUUUAUCGCAUUCGUCGUUACGGAUAAAUCAUUUUUUAUAAAUAAUUCAAAAGCAAAUGUCCAAAAUAUCACGACGACAACGAAAAGAAAAAAUAAUUACAUAUACACACGUACACAUACAUAUAUUAUAUAUAUAUUAUAUAUGUAUAUAAUACAUACAUAUGACUUAGAUCACUUUCAUAAGUGUCACCGGCUCGUAUCUCUGCCACCAUUUUCUCCAUCUAUACUCUUCUCUUUCGUUUUUCUCUGUUUUGUUCUUUCUUUCUUUCUUUCUUUCUUUCUAUCUAUCUAUCUAUCUAUCUAUCUAUCUAUCUAUCGCUCUUUCAAUUAUUUUUCUUCAAAAGAUUAAAUCAAACGUCAACGAUGAUGUAGAAAGAAUUCUAUUGGUACGAUUCCAUCGUACGAACUUCGUCGUGUGUUUCGAAUCAAUCCGGUUUCACGAAGCGACCAAUAAGGGGACAGAAGGAGUUACACUAACUUAACAAAGCAACAGAAACCUUACGUAAUAUAGUUACUUGCACGAGAACGCGUUACGUUUUUACGUAGGGAAAUAGAAAAACUCUGUUGCGAAUACGAAUUUCGACAUAUAAUGCAAAAAUAAAGAUAUAUACCUCCCUUCUCCACCCACCGAUCACCUCAUCAAACUUAACCUAACCUAACCUAACCUAACCUAACCUAACCUAACCUAACCUAAUCUAAUCUCACCGUGCAACCCUUAGAUGUAGUUAGAAAGAAAAAAAAAGAAAACAGAGAAAACUAAAGAGCGCAGACGACGACUCGUCUUUUAAAUUAAGUUCCCUCGAAAUCUGCAAUCAAUCGAUCAAUCGAUCAAUCGAUCAAUCGUUUCGUUUCGAUAUUAUGUUUGAAAAACAUUGUAAAAUUCGAUUACGUUAUAAAUGUUAUCGUUACUAUGGAAAAAUCACUAUAUGAUAAAAUAUCCUUGCAUAUAUAUAUAUAUAUACCUAUGUAAAUAUAUAUAUAUAUACAAACACACAUACAUAUAAAAAAGAAAUGAAAACGAAUUUCUGAAAAAGAAAAAGAGAUAGAUGGAUAAAAAAAAAAAGAAAAGAAAUGUUUCGAAGUUAAUUAAAUUUUUCUUUUAGGAUCUCGGGCUUAAUUAAUAUAAGACGUAAAAUCUAUAGUGAUUUUUCUAAAUGUCCAAAUAUUUUCGUUGCUGAUUCGAUCUCUCGCUCUCUCUCUCUCUCUCUCCCUCUCUGUAUCUUUAUCUCUAUCUCUAUCUUUUUCUCUUUCAUUCUUUUAUUCUUUUUUCUCCCUUUCUCGAGGAUAGAGUUUAACCCGUUGGGAGAAUGCGAACAAGAGAAAGAGAAAGAAAGAUAGAGAGAGAGAAAGAAAGAGAUAGCCGAUCGUCUUUAUACUAGCGAGCAAAGAAGUUUGGACGAUUCUCUAAUCUCUAACAUACAUACACACAUACAUACACACAUACAUAUAUACAUACGUACAUACAUACAUACAUACAUACAUACAUACAUACAUACAUACAUACAUACAUACAUACAUACAUAUUCUUGCUUAGUUAUACGCUAAAUAAGCGUUUGUGCGCCCGUCUCGUCAUGCGUGGACGCAAACAUACACACACGAUACAUUCGGCUCGUACUAACUCGCUUUUACUGCGUCUCGUCCUCCUCAUGCUGUCUGAUUCGUGCGUGUGUGUAUGUGUGUACGUGCGUACAUAUAUUGUUUGUGCGAAAUGACCCCACUCGCACACAUACAUACAAUUACAUCAUGAAUAAACAGGCAUACACGUACGUACCUGCAUACAUGCAUACGUGCAUACACGCUAUUACAAAAAAAAACAGCACCAUACACGAAGGAUAAAUGUAGAAAGGCAGGUGUAUAAUACGUGCUGAGCGAGUUGGUGGCGUAGAGAGAGAGCGCGCGCGCGCGCCCUCCUCCCCUACUCCCCUUUCCCAUCCCCAAUAUUAUGUGAAAAUUCGAAACGGAAUUCGGCCUGUUGAUCACACUCCGUCUAUGAUAAACGCAUUGUAAUUACAUAUUGUAAAUAAUUCAACGACGAAUAUGUUAGAGAGAAACACACACAUGCGCAUUGUGUAAUUGUAAAUAUUAACAUGGAAAAAAGAUGUUUGUUAAAUAUAGAAUACGUUACGUUUUUCAAGAAAA